UUCGAGCAGACGCACGUGUGUACAGUAAAUUGUCAACAAACGUUGCGGGAUGGUUGUAGAUUACAGUUUGGUAAAUGGUAAAUAGAUUCCCGUUAAAAGUUAUUUUCAUAAAAGCAUACAAAACGAAAUAUUGGAAUCAUGGUUAACCGACGUAUGGGUAAGGGAAGCCUGUUCAAGAACCCACGCAAGGGGGCGAAACAACAGUACCUUAGCAAAGACAUGAAAAAGAAGCUGAAAAAAGAACGAGCAAACCGGCCACCACCAACUAAGUACCAGCGAAGCAUUAAACACAUCGAGCGGGGCCAGGAAGCGAUCCAGGCACAGAAGCGGCAGAUAGAGGCGGAAAGAAAGUACCGUCAGGAGGCAAAUACUUCCACCGAUGUGAACACAUUUGCGUCCAGUGACUCGGAAGCGGACGAGUGUGAUGGACACGAUGGUGCCACGUUCGAAGAUUUAGCGUUGGAAUUUAACGAGCAGAUCGGACAAGUGGUGGAUAGUGAGGACGAUACAGAUGAAGAAGAGGAUACCAACGAUGAGUAUGAGGAUGGAGACGAGCAGGAAGAUGAAACAUCCGUGCAGGAUGAGAUGUACAAAAUUGAGGAAAGUGACAGUGGGAUGCUCGUGGACGAGGAUGAUGAGGCUGCAGGUGAGUCGCAGAAUGAUGAGAGCGCAGAUGAAGACGAAAGCGACGAAGAUAAUUUGCUCACGGACGAAAGCGAUCUGUCGUCAGAUGAGGAUGAAGCAACGACGGACGAUCCCUAUAUGUUGCACACGGCGUAUAAUUUAAGUCCGGCGAUGCUGGAAGCGCUAGCUGCGGAACCACCACGCGUCGAAACGACCACCAUGGCGUUAGGCAGUCUGGGCAAUGUGUACGUCGAACUGCCGAAAGCUCGCUCACCCAGCAACCGGAGGGAGCAGAAGGGAAUUUUCGCGAAGGAAAGGUACGCCAAACCUGGCACACUGCCCACCCUACCGGUUACAGCGGAUGACGAACCGAUCGAUUGGAGCAAGCUGCACGUGAAGGACAGAAUUGUGCGCAACAUAUCGGAAGAGAUGGAUGCAUUACAGCGUGACAUGUUUGCAAUACUGAACGGAUAUCAGGAUUUGCACUAUCCGCAGCGAAGUUUCGAAAACGCGGAUCGGUUGCGGUACGUUUACUGCUUGCACGCGUUGAACCAUGUGCAAAAGGCGGCCAGCAAGAUUCAACAUCAUACGAUUAAACUGACGGCUGAUAAGGCGACCGGCAAGAAGAAACCUGUCGAAGAUCAAUUCCGUCGACGGGUGAAGGUGAAGAAACCGAACGUUGGCGAAGAGCCAACGGUUGGGUUAGAAUGCCGAGAUCAGGGUUUCGUACGCCCAAAGGUACUGAUUAUCGUACCGUUCCGUGAGUCGGCACUCCAGUGUGUGAGUGUGCUGAAGCGCCUGUUUGCCGGCGAGCAAGAGAAAGGCGUUCUAAACUGGAAACGCUUCACUGAGGAGUACGGUGGCGGAUCGACGUUACAUUUUCCGCGCAAGAAUCCAAAACCGGCGGACUAUGAGCGCACGUUUGCCGGCAACAUUGACGAUAACUUUCGGCUCGGGAUAGCUUUCAAUCGGUCGACGAUGAAGCUGUACGCGAAAUACUACUCGUCGGACGUGAUUAUCGCUUCACCGCUCGGACUUCGGAUGGUGAUUGGUGCGAAAGGUGAGAAGCACCGCGAUUAUGAUUUCCUUGCCAGCAUCGAGCUGCUCAUCAUCGAUCAGGCGGAAAUAUGUUACGCACAGAACUGGGACCACGUACUGCACGUGAUGGAACAUCUGCACCAUCAACCAAAAACCACCGAAUACACGGAAUUUUCCCGUGUACGCGAGUGGUGCCUGAACGGAUGGUCCAAAUUCUACCGCCAGACGGUGUUGCUUUCCGCGUUCGAGCUGCCUGAGUUCCGGUUGCUGUACAACAAGCACUUCCACAACUACCGUGGCAAAGUGCGAUCAUGCAAGCGCACGCUAACCGGCACGAUCAAGCAUGUGGUCGUGCGCGUGCCCCAAAACUUUCAGCGCGUUGAAACGACCACACUGGCCGGUGUCGGCACGGCACGAUUUUCGCACUUUGUAAACGUUGUGCUGCCCCAGGCGCGGACCGUUUCGAUGGCGCGCUGCAUGAUCUACGUCCCGAGCUACUUCGACUUCAUACGGUUAAGAAAUUACUUCAAGAAGGAGGAACUCAGCUUUACCCAGAUCUGCGAGUACACGACGGAUGCGAAGAUAGCGCGCGCACGGGAUAUGUUCUUCCAUGGCAGCAAACACUUUCUGCUAUACUCCGAGCGGGCGCAUUUUUUCCGGCGCCACCGUAUACGGGGCAUCCGGCAUCUGAUCCUCUACGCACCGCCCGUCUUUCCAAACUUUUACCCGGAGCUGGUAAAUUUGAUGAUAAAAGAGAAUCAGAAUCCGCACGACGGUGUGGACGAUGAGUCGAUGACGGUGACGGUGCUGUACACCGGCUAUGAUACGUACCAACUGGCGGAGAUGGUCGGUGCAUCACGGGCGAAAGCGAUGAUAAAAGCACCACGCUCGGUACACCGCUUUACGACCGAUCAAAAGUGAACGAUUUUCUUACGAUUGUUGAGUGAAUGUAUAUUAAGUUUGUGAAAACCUAUUCAGGCAUUUUCUAGGAAGAUUAAUUUACAAUAAUGUAAGACCUAAAUAUUGCAAAAAGAAUACGUUUCUAUAAUUGUUUCA
Molecule: messenger RNA, 2718 nt
Organism: Anopheles funestus (African malaria mosquito)
Lineage: Eukaryota; Metazoa; Arthropoda; Insecta; Diptera; Culicidae
Product: U3 small nucleolar RNA-associated protein 25 homolog
Exons: 1
Coding region: 139-2583 (814 amino acids)
Biological process (GO): maturation of SSU-rRNA from tricistronic rRNA transcript (SSU-rRNA, 5.8S rRNA, LSU-rRNA)
Cellular component (GO): nucleolus; small-subunit processome
Molecular function (GO): U3 snoRNA binding; rRNA binding
Source: RefSeq, a predicted model, not a curated record